ACCCAACCAAUCAAUCUUCAUGUUUCGCUGCAGUGGGCGGAGCCGCGGCCCAACGCUGCUGUACGAUACUACCGAGCCUUUGGAUUCCUAAAAACGGAAGAAUUAAGAGUAAAACCGUGAGAAAAGAUCGAAAACGACCUUGAACGGCAGCAUUAGCUGACCUGCAGCUAUGGACCCAUCUUUACCCCCCGACCCGAACCCUGAGCCUGAACCCAGCCCAGACGUGAGUCCACCGGCAGAUGCUGCUCAGGAGUCACCCGUCGAACCCUCAGAUUCAAUUCCACAAUCAUGCGAUGAACUGAUUUCAGGUCCGACCCUAGAACCAUGUCCAGAAUCAACUCCAGCACCAGAUCUGACGCCGGGAUCGAUCCCAGCGUCUCCUCCUGCUGCAAACACCUACAAAAUCAUGACCUUCAGACCCACCAUGGAAGAGUUCAUGGACUUCAAGAAGUAUAUCGCUUAUAUGGAGUCACAAGGAGCUCACCGCAUUGGCCUGGCAAAGGUUAUUCCACCGAAAGAGUUCAUACCACGUCGUACCUACGAGACGAUCGAGGACAUGGUCAUUCCUGCCCCCAUCAUGCAGGUGGUGACAGGCCAGUCGGGACUCUUCACGCAGUACAACAUCCAGAAGAAGUCGAUGACGGUCGGAGAGUACCGCAAACUGGCCAACAGUAAAAAAUACUGCACCCCUCAACACAAAGACUUUGACGACUUGGAGAGGAAAUACUGGAAAAAUCUGACGUUUGUGUCGCCCAUCUAUGGUGCUGAUAUCAGUGGGUCGCUUUAUGACCCGGACAUCAAAGAGUGGAACAUCGCUCAUCUGGACACACUUCUGGACAUGGUGGAGCAGGAGUGCGGGAUCGUCAUCGAGGGCGUCAACACGCCCUACUUGUACUUCGGCAUGUGGAAAACCACGUUCGCCUGGCACACGGAGGACAUGGACCUCUACAGCAUCAACUACCUGCAUUUUGGGCAGCCAAAAUCCUGGUAUGCGAUUCCUCCCGAGCACGGCAAGAGACUGGAGAGGCUGGCACAAGGUUUUUUCCCGGGAAGUUCUCAGGGCUGCGAUGCGUUCCUCCGUCACAAAAUGACUCUCAUUUCUCCCUCCAUCCUGAAGAAAUACAGCAUCCCCUUCGACAGGGUCACUCAAGAAGCGGGCGAGUUUAUGAUCACGUUCCCGUACGGAUAUCACGCCGGGUUCAACCAUGGCUUCAACUGUGCAGAGUCCACCAACUUUGCAACGCUGCGCUGGAUCGACUACGGCAAGAUGGCCACACAGUGCUCUUGCCGCAAAGACAUGGUGAAGAUCUCGAUGGACGUGUUUGUGCGCUGCCUGCAACCUGACCGCUACGAUCUGUGGAAACAAGGAAAGGACAACACGGUCCUGGACCAUCUAAAACCGACGACCCUCACCUGUCCUGAGCUGGAGCACUGGAGGAAAACCAGAGUCACGUACAGAGAGAAACUACUGCGAAGGACGCAGGCGAAGGUGAAACAGUUCCGGCGUCUGAAGCUGGAGGAGAUGAAGGUCCUGGCGGAGGAGGGGAUCGAGCUGGAUAUGACCGAGUACAUGACGAAGGUGGAGGAGAGAGAGGAGCAGAGGAGGAAGAGGAAGGAUGAACGGAUGGACCGCGAGGCGCUCCUGACCCUGGAGGCGCUGGAGAGAGAGGAACAGGAACAGGCCGAGGCGGCACUACGGGAAACAGGUGAAGAUGAAAAACCAGAUACCAAGGAUCUUAUAUUGGAAAAUGACCAGCAGAAAAAGAGGAAGAAGAAGAAGAUGAAGAAUCCCGAUGAGAUCAGCUUCCAGGAGGCGUUUGAACAUUUCACUACAAAUGACCUUCAAAACCAAAAUGGCCUACAGAUAAGUCCCUUCACAAAACUAAAAAAGAAGGUAGAGGUGAAAAAGAGCCGACGGCAUCCGCUCAGCAAACCACCCAUGAGAGCACCGCACUCCAUAGUCAAACAGGAAGCCUCCAGCGAUGAGGAGCUGUACGGUGGACUGCCAGUAGGUGGAGGUGUGGAACCGGACGUCAAGAAGACGCAAGAUAGCGAUCUGUGGCAAAACAGCUUGCCGAAUUUCGUAGCUGAGAAACAGUUCAACGCUGCCAUGGCAUCUAUCAAGCCACACUGCGCCGUAUGCGUGCUCUUCUGUCCAUACACGCAGCCUCUGAAGGAUCACGCCCAUCUCUCAGACACACCCGGGCCGGCAUCCAAGGUCGGUUCUCGCAGUCGUCCUCUGCUUCCAGAGAUGUGUUUCAGUGUGGGGGCUGAGAACACUGAACCUCUCCCAUCGAAUUCCUACAACGGUGAAGAUGGUACCAGCGUCCUGCUGUCCUGCGCAAGCUGCAGUCUACAAGUUCAUGCUAGUUGUUACGGCGUCAACACCGAUAUAAAGCAGGAGAGCUGGAUGUGUUCUCGAUGUAGCGUGCAGGCGUGGACGGCCGCCUGCUGUUUGUGCAGUUUAAGAGGAGGGGCUUUGAAGAAAACCACAGAUGACAGGUGGGUUCACGUGAUCUGUGCCGUCGCCGUUCCCGAGGUUCGAUUCGUGAAUGCAGUGGAGCGAGAGCCGGUGGACGUGACCGCUGUCCCGGACACCAGGAAAAGUCUGAAGUGCGUGUACUGUCACAAGACGACCAAACAGACCUUCGGCGCAUGUAUCCAGUGCUCUGCCGACAACUGCUCCACGUCCUUCCACGUCACCUGCGCCCUCCUCGCCGGGGUGGUGAUGAAGCCCGCCGAUUGGCCGUACGUGGUGUCAGUGACCUGCCACAAACACAAACAGACCAAUCAGAAGGUCAAAGGCAACUCCCGUGAUGUGUCUCUGGGUCAGGAGGUCAUAGGCAAGCACAGUAACGGCUGGUUCUAUCGCUGUACCAUCACCGGGAUCGGUUCCCAGAGCUUUUACGAGGUCAAUUUUGAUGAUGGUUCCUACUGUGAUAACGUCUUUCCGGAAAACAUACUGAGUCACGACUGUCUACGGAACGGUCCUCCAGAUCUUGGAGAACUUGUCGUGGUCAAGACGUUAGACGACCAGAUACUUAAUGCAUCUUUUAUUAAGGAACACGUCCAUAGGAAGUACCAGGUUGAGUUUCAGGAUGAGACACAGCUCCUACUGAAACGAAGUGAGAUUCACUCUCUGGACCAAGAACUGCCCAAGAGAGUCUUGUCUCGUCUGGCAACUGUGAACCAACAGCAACCUCAGGCCCAGCCAUCAGAUGAACCUCUGGCCGCAAAGCGUCCACGUUUGCCGACGCCGCCCCCCACACUAGCAGCCGAAACCCCGGAGCUACCUCCUGAAUUAGUCUCUGCUUUCCUGCCCAGCAGUAUUACUCCAAACACCAGCACUGCCCCCUGCCUUCCUCCUGCAACCACACUGCCCGCCCCUUCCCCUCAACCCAGCGAAACCUACUCGCACAGUUCCAGCUAUGUAGCCUACAUGGAGUCUCUCCUAAACUCUGACUUUCCCCCAGAGGACGGCGAACAAGGCGGCGAGCCGAUGUAUUAAAGCGCUGACCGCCCGCCUCUACUGCAUGUUUCAUUAUUCUCGCUGUUGUGCUAAUCUGAGUCUCGCCGCCAUCUAACUAAGCGCUGUGAUUUCAGACAAUUGAAACGGACCCAGUACAUCACCUUGGGGAACGCCGCACUCUUCCGACCCCUCAACGAUCCAUCUCUUUCUCUUGGAAAGAGGCGCCAGAAUUUUUUUUUUGGAAGAAAUGAUCACACAUUGUAUGUGCCGUUUACUUUAUACCUGAUUUUCUGUAACGAGUACGAAAUAUUUUUCUAAAUCAAGCCAAAUGUUACGCUAACCGGUCAUUUAUCAAAUAGACAGUCUAUAUCUGUACAGUUUCAGGUAUUUUUCUCAAUGCAAAGGGUUGGGGGUCACAGGAAGUGUUUAGGCUUUGGGAUUUAAGGAGUAUUUAAAUGUCUUUUGUCACAUAUAGAUUUAAUAUUUGUAUAAAGAAAUGACAGCAUCAAAAGCUAUGGCUUUUAGUUAGCGUACACGUUUGUGUUACGAUAGAUUUGAGCGUCUUUAUGUAUCUUUCUGUCAAUUAUAAUCAACGAUUUAACAUUUUUCAGCACCAGGUGAAUGGGUUUGUUUUUGUAGAAUACUUGGUAUAUGUAGACGUUGAUAUUAAAUACUAUUCACCCGUCUGUUUUUAUUAAAAUUACUGUUGUUGUUAUUAUUAUUUUUUAUUUCUAUCGAUUUUUGUUUGAUGAUAUAAAAAAGAGGUGAAACUUCGAUAAUGUUGAAAUGAAAGAAGUUUAAUUUUAUCAUUUAUAUUCACAUACAUUGGAAAGUAUAGGCAUUAAACACAUAUGAGAGUCGCCUACUCAAGGUGCUAUUAAAGUCCUAAACUACUGAGGGCUUUUUGGGUCACAUGACCCACGAGGUGUACAUACUAGAUGUCCUAUGAAAUGGCUGUUUUCCUUCAGUGUACCUUCUUAAGUCUUAUUAAAUCUUCUGCCACGUCUCCUUCAAAUAAAGGGUCUGAAACUGGCUUUACUUUACGAUUUGGUUUCAGUUUUUUUUUUGGUUUUGCUUGAAGCCUUGCCGCAAAUGUGCGGUCUUCCAGCCUCAGUUUGCUUUAUUUCUUUUUGAAUUUUUAGCUGAAUAAUUGUCAAAGAUGCAAAAUAGACACUGUUUAUUUCAAAUGAUGUUACGUAGAGCCAAAGCAGUACAUCCAUUGAGUUCAGUGUGUCAGACUCCCUCAUAUCUCACGACUGGUAUUAAGUAAGAAAAGAUGAUGAGGGUCUCUGGCAUUUGUACUCAUUUGUUCCUGAGGUUUUUGGUUUGCGUUAACACAGGUGCAAAUUCAAUGACAUACCACAAUAGGUCACAUAUUGAUGACGGCAGUGUUUAUCUGUGCAGAAGUACUAGGAAAGAUUCUAAUAAAAUGUGAAGUGAAACUGUG
Molecule: messenger RNA, 4916 nt
Organism: Misgurnus anguillicaudatus (oriental weatherfish)
Lineage: Eukaryota; Metazoa; Chordata; Actinopteri; Cypriniformes; Cobitidae
Gene: kdm4b
Product: lysine (K)-specific demethylase 4B
Biological process (GO): regulation of gene expression; chromatin remodeling
Cellular component (GO): nucleus; chromatin
Molecular function (GO): histone H3K9 demethylase activity
Source: RefSeq, a predicted model, not a curated record